Strongylus vulgaris is the source of this 213-nucleotide messenger RNA. The record is from the annotation of a GenBank genome assembly. Lineage: Eukaryota; Metazoa; Nematoda; Chromadorea; Rhabditida; Strongylidae.
AUGCCUACAAAUCUUCAAAUCCUUCUACUGUUCAUUCGGCUUUAUUUGCUCGUAAUCCCUUCAAAGGCCUGUUUCGGCGGUGGCGGCGCUCCAACAGUGGUUUGCUGUGGAGCAGCCGGUGGUGGUGGCUGUGGUGGAGGCGGUGUUGGCGGUUGCGGCGGAGGUGGUUAUCCUGUGGCUCCUGGUGGAUAUGCUGUAGCUGGAAGGAAAUAG